ACUAUCAACAGGGCUGGGAAGACGGAGGGGUGCGGGAGGCGUGCGCCUAUUGCGGUAACCCCCCACCCGCCUCCAUCUCGGCGCCGGGCGGGUGGCCCGUGGGUGAGAAGGGAGCCAAGUCUGCCAGUGUGGCGGGAGCCGAGGCAUCAGAGAGUGCUGUCGUUGAGGCCCCUCCGCUCUCUGGGACUUCGGGCGACCGGAAGUUCAUAGGAAAGGUGGCUUCUUUCAUUAUGUGUGCGUCAGUCAAAUAUAGCACCCGGGGUCCAGCCCUCAUCCCAAGAAUGAAGACCAAACACCGCAUCUACUACAUUGCCCUCUUCUCCGUUGUCUUACUGGGUCUCAUUGCUACAGGCAUGUUCCAGUUCUGGCCGCACUCCAUAGAAUCUUCAAAUGACUGGACAGUUGAAAAGCACAGCAUUCAUGAUGUACCUAUAAUUAAGAUUCCUGCAGAGAGUGCCAUCCCAGAGCGAGGAGACCUCAGCUGUAGGAUGCACACAUGCUUUGAUGUCUACCGCUGCGGCUUCAAACCUAAAAAUAAGAUCAAGGUCUAUAUUUACUCCCUAAAGAAAUAUGUGGAUGAAUAUGGCAUGCCAGUCAGCCAUACAAUUUCACGGGAAUACAAUGAACUCUUAACUGCUAUCUCUGACAGUGACUUCUACACUGAUGAUGUGAACCGUGCCUGUCUCUUUGUGCCGUCUAUUGAUGUGCUGAACCAGAACACGCUCCGUAUCAAGGAAACAGCUCAGGCUUUGGCACAGCUACCCCGUUGGGAUCGAGGAACAAACCACCUCUUGUUCAACAUGUUGCCUGGAGGACCACCUGACUAUAAUACAGCACUAGAUGUUCCAAGGGACAGAGCUCUGUUGGCUGGUGGUGGUUUUUCUACAUGGACCUAUCGACAAGGAUAUGAUGUCAGCAUUCCUGUUUACAGUCCGUUGUCUUCAGAGGUUCAGUUGCUCAAUAAAGGCCCAGGUCCUCGCAGGUACUUUCUCCUGUCCUCUCAAAUGGCUCUUCAUCCUGAAUAUUGUUCUGAAUUGGAGGCUCUUCAGUCUGAGAAUAUGGAAUCUGUGUUGAUCCUGGAUAAAUGUACCAACCUCUCAGAUGGAAUCCCUUUCAUUCGUAAACGUUGCUACAAGAAUCAGGUUUUUGAUUAUCCUCAGGUACUUCAGGAAGCUACAUUUUGUAUGGUUUUGCGUGGUGCCCGCUUGGGACAAGCUGUGCUAAGUGAUGUUCUUCAGGCUGGAUGCAUCCCUGUUGUCAUAGCUGACUCUUAUAUUCUCCCUUUCUCUGAAGUUCUGGACUGGAAAAGAGCUUCUGUAGUAAUACCAGAAGAAAAGAUGUCUGAUAUGUACAACAUCCUGCAAAGUAUACCCCAGCGACAAACUGAAGAGAUGCAGAGACAGGCAAGAUGGUUCUGGGAAGCUUAUUUUCAAUCAAUGAAAGCAAUUGCUCUGGCAACCCUUAAAAUUAUCAAUGACCGGAUUUACCCAUAUGCUGCUACAUCAUAUGAGGAAUGGAACGAUCCCCCAGCGAUUAAAUGGAGCAGUGUAAGCAAUCCACUCUUUCUUCCACUGAUUCCACCUCAGUCACAAGGCUUCACUGCUAUUGUUCUUACCUAUGAUCGGGUUGAGAGCCUAUUCAGAGUAAUCACUGAAGUAUCAAAGGUGCCCAGCCUUUCCAAACUGUUAGUGGUUUGGAACAACCAAAAUAAAAUUCCCCCAGAAGAAUCUGUUUGGCCCAAAGUUCGAGUUCCAUUGAAGGUUUUGCGGACCACAGAAAAUAAGCUGAGUAACCGCUUCUUUCCCUAUGAUGAGAUUGAAACAGAAGCAGUGUUGGCUAUUGAUGAUGACAUAAUCAUGUUGACUUCUGAUGAACUGCAGUUUGGUUAUGAGGUGUGGAGAGAGUUUCCUGACAGACUAGUUGGGUACCCUGGUCGCCUGCAUUUGUGGGACCAUGAGACAAAUAAAUGGAAAUAUGAGUCGGAGUGGACCAAUGAAGUCUCAAUGGUGCUCACUGGAGCAGCUUUUUACCAUAAGUAUUUUAAUUAUUUGUACACAUACAAAAUGCCUGGAGACAUCAAGAACUGGGUGGAUGCUCACAUGAAUUGUGAAGACAUUGCCAUGAAUUUUCUAGUAGCUAAUGUUACUGGGAAAGCCGUCAUUAAGGUGACCCCGAGAAAGAAAUUUAAGUGUCCAGAAUGCACAGCCAUAGAUGGAUUGUCACUAGACCAGACACAUAUGGUGGAAAGGUCUGAGUGCAUUAACAAAUUUGCCUCUGUCUUUGGGACCAUGCCUCUGAAAGUGGUGGAGCACCGGGCAGACCCAGUCUUGUACAAAGAUGACUUCCCUGAAAAACUGAAAAGUUUCCCGAACAUUGGAAGCUUGUAAAAAUUUGCAGCAAGGCAAAUUGGAUGCUGGAAUCCAGUACACUGAACAGCACAAUGAAAACUAUACGGCCUUGAACAAACAUCCCAGGAAGUAGCAUGGAAAGAGGAUACAGAGAUGAAUGCCCCAUUUAGGCUUAAUUCAAGCUUCUUCAACAUGGGACAACAUUUUUUUUAAAGAAGGGUAAAGCAGCUGUUUCUGUACUAUACCAAAAUGUAUUCUUUCCUCACUCUCCAUGGGUCUGCCAAAAUGCCAGGGAAAUAUUUAUUUAUUCCAAAGAGAUUACUCUUAAAUGACUACACACACACACACUCAGAGGGAGAGAGACUUUAGUCAUACAUAACAGAAACCAUUUUGCUACUGAACAGUUGUAACAAUGGAACUAAUUGUUAACGUUCUAGGAAAGCAACUUUCUGUCUUUGUUUCAUGGCCCAGCCUGCCCUUAAUCUGUGUGAGGUUAUUUUAUCUAUAACCCAUGAGAUUUACCACUGAUUCUCCACUGAUACAUCAGCCUUCUUGUCCAUCAGAAAAGAAAACUGGCAUGAGAAUGAGUUAAUGGUCUGCUUUACAAUAGAAGUAGAGAAAAUGACAGGUAGUAAAUUACGUUUUUCAUUUGAGUAUGUUUGGUGAGUGUACAAGUUUUAUGUUUUCCAUUGUAUUUAUAAAGAGAGGAGUGUACAAUUGAUCCGCUACAAACACACAUCAAAGUGUGAGUAAUGUGUAUUUCCAUUUUGGGUUGUGUAAGUGCCGUUUUCAUACCAAGGUUAGAACAGUUUUCAGUUCAGUGUGGCUAGUUGCCAUCUCCGAAACAAGGGAAGGUAUUGGUGGAAUGGUUUUUGUGUUUCUUAGGUUCUUGCCAGGUCUUGGCUCAACUUUCCACUUCCUUUCAGUAUCUUCUCAGUAUCAUAUUCUCCUACCUAUUGUCUCUUCUUCUCCUAUCUGUUAAGUCUCCUCUGUCCAGAUGAUUCAAGGUUAACUUUCUGGCAUGCUUUUCUAAAGUGAAAUGGUUUCUUGCACUGUUGAUUGCACAAUUUAGUGCUAAGUCAGUAGUAUAAAACAUAGUGCCAUAAAAAGGAGUACCAGGUUAUAAAACAAGUCUUUCAUAGUCCAUCAUUAUGGGCUGUGCCACUUAAGUUUGCCUAGUACUUCAGUCUGCCAUUUGAUAUAGCCCUUGUUUUCCCACAAAAUGAAACAUUCCAGUACAGUGUUAUUCAGAGCCUUGACUUGCAUUGGACCACUGGUGGUGUAUACUUUCCUUAAGAUAAAGCAUAAGUAAUUUGCAUAAAUAAUUAUGUAUGUGUGCUGGGGAUAAACAGCUGCUAGCUUCUGAAUUUGAGGGAGAAUUGUGAAAUAUGCAGCAAUGGAAGUUCACUUGCUUUGUCCAUAAACACUGGAGAUAGAAUUGGAAUUCUGAUUGGCAAAUAGAAUCUGUUUCAUUAGCAUCCAUGACACUUUUGUAGGUGUUUGUGAUGUUUUAAAUGUAUAUCUAAGCAUGGCAGGUCUGAAUGCAGAAAGGAGAAGUUGUGACUGGCUGCACUUACUUAUAUAAGCUCAGUAACAAACACAAGUAUGCCUCUGCAUCAAGUGAAAACAAGAGUUUUGAGAAACAGUUGAAAUAUCUACCUGUAUUCUCUUGGAAAACUUUCAACUAUGAAAUGGAGCCUUCACCGUUUAAUUCAGUGCCUCAGGAACAAACUGUAAUUGUCCUAAAGCAUUUCAGCUGUUUAUACCACACUUGUUUUAUUUUUUAUUUUUUCGGUGGUCUGUAACCUAGACAUUUUCUGGAGAUCACAUUUCCCAGUGCAUAUGUACGUGCAUAGAGCUGGAUCCUACCAGUUUUUUCAUUCAACCUCACCCAACUCCCCUUCUCUCUGUAAAGACCCCGCCCUGCAUAGUGCUUGCCUAUGUAUAGCCCAUGAUCUCUGGACCAGGCUUUUUGGUGGUCAAAGGACACUCCUCCUCCCUCUUUUACCAGAUGAAAAGCAGGUAGGAUCCAACCCAGUUGCUCUAAAAAUGUAAAAAUUAAAAAAAAAAUUAAAAAUGCAGUGUGCUUGAGUCAA
This is a messenger RNA of Heteronotia binoei (common prickly gecko), 4444 nucleotides long. RefSeq names its product exostosin glycosyltransferase 2 (gene EXT2). Lineage: Eukaryota; Metazoa; Chordata; Lepidosauria; Squamata; Gekkonidae. The coding region runs from base 231 to 2387 and encodes 718 amino acids. Gene Ontology annotation, molecular function: glycosyltransferase activity. The record is from RefSeq and is a predicted model, not a curated record. The transcript is spliced from 14 exons. Gene Ontology annotation, cellular component: membrane.